AGCUGAGCUUUCCUCACUCUGUGCAUUAAUAGCCUCCUGACACAGCCCAGCAGCUGGGGCUGACAUUUGCAGAGGCUCAGACGCGCCAGGACGACGGGAGCCCGCGUGGGGAGGCUGCGGGUGAGCAGGGCCCAGGGGAAGACAGUCCAGGAACCACAUCCCGGCACGGGAUGGACGAGACCAAAGCCCUGAAGGUGCGGCUCACCUUCUGCGUGCUGCUGGUGGGCAUCUCGCUGCUCUUCGCGGCCGUGGUGACAGACCACUGGGCCGUGCUGAGCCCCAGGGUGGAGGACUUCAAUGCUACCUGCGAGGCAGCUCACUUUGGGCUCUGGCGGCUCUGCACGAAGCGGAUUCAUGUGCAGAAGCAAGAUGCCAAAGAGACGGGCUGCGGGCCCAUCAGCCUGCCCGGAGCUCAUAACUGCUCCUACUUCAAGCACUUCACUCCCGGACAGAGCUCGGAGAUAUUUGAAGUCACCACCCAGAAAGAAUACAGCAUUUCAGCUGCAGCCAUUGCCAUCUUCAGCGUUGGCUUUGCAAUCAUCGGAACAAUCUGCGUCCUCUUCUCCUUCCAGAAGAAGAGGGACUACCUGCUGAAGCCAGCAUCUAUGUUCUACACUUUUGCAGGUCUCUGCAUCAUCAUCUCCGUGGAAGUCAUGAGACAGUCUGUGAAAAGGAUGAUCGACAGCAAGGACACAGUCUGGAUGGAGUACAGCUACUCCUGGUCCUUCGCCUGUGCCUGUUCCGCCUUCGUCCUGCUCUUCAUCUUCGGAAUCGUCCUCCUCCUCAUCGCGCUGCCCCGCUUCCCCCAGAACCCCUGGGAGACCUGCAUGGAUGCAGAACCUGAGCACUGAUGCUCCCCACAGCCAUGGGAGAAGCCAGAGAGUGUCUUGAUAAAAUUUGUAUUUUUUAAGAUGUCGGGAUCUCACUAUACGAUGUGCACUCCGUUAACUAAGUCAUUAAUGAACCAAGGCACGUUCAAUUGUAA
Lagopus muta (rock ptarmigan) is the source of this 985-nucleotide messenger RNA. RefSeq names its product calcium voltage-gated channel auxiliary subunit gamma 1 (gene CACNG1). Bases 171 to 851 code for a protein of 226 amino acids. Gene Ontology annotation, cellular component: L-type voltage-gated calcium channel complex; membrane. The record is from RefSeq and is a predicted model, not a curated record. Gene Ontology annotation, molecular function: voltage-gated calcium channel activity; calcium channel regulator activity. Gene Ontology annotation, biological process: calcium ion transmembrane transport; regulation of calcium ion transmembrane transport via high voltage-gated calcium channel. The transcript is spliced from 4 exons. NCBI's taxonomy places the organism in Eukaryota, Metazoa, Chordata, Aves, Galliformes, Phasianidae.